AUUAUACGAUUGUAACUGCCGUAGGAAGAGGAUCGGAGGAAGAGGAUCGAAAAAUGGCGGUGAGGAGGGGAAGCAGAAGGAAGAUCGAUCAUCGUCUCUAAUGUUUCACUUUGUCUCUUAACUCUGAUCUCCAGGUGGUACCUUCCUCUUCUUGAUCACCUGUUUUUCGAUGGUCACAAUGCGUCUUUUUAGGUCCUCAUCUGCCGUCUGCGAAUCGAGUGGGACCGAGGCCGCGUUUGCGUGUUGAUGGUCCUGAGGACCACAAGGAUGGAAGAGACGCACCACGGGAAGGUGGGAAGACGACGAAGUUGGUGAGUUUUGCCAAAGGAAUAUUCUGGACUGCAAAUUUUCUACAGCCUGUGCUUACUGGUCAGACUUUUUUGAUUGGAAUUAACUGGCCAUCUUUAUUCAAGUCACAGGUUAGAUGUCUUAGCUAAUAAAAGCUUCAUGUUCCAAGUUCUAAAGAAUCUCUCUAGCAUUUCUUUGUCCGUUCACUGUCCAGCUUGCAUCUCACUUUUACACGUUAUAACCACUUCCUGCGAUGAUUUCGGUCAUGUAGGAAGUUUAUGUUCUCUUUCAAUCAACAAUGUGCAGUCACCUGAUGUGUUGUCUCAGAAGUUGUACAACAAAUAUCAUGGAGGUUUUGCAUCUUAGUUUUAAACGGUAAGAUAACCGAGAGCAGUAAAUGUUUUUUCCCUUUUGUUGAUCUUCAAAAAUUGGGUAAGGAUAAAUAUUCAGGAGUUAUACAACAAAUAUCAUAGAGGUUUUGCAUCUUAGUUUUAAACGGUAAGAUGGCUGAUAUCAGUAAAUGUUUUUUCCCUGUUGUUGAUCUUAAAAAAUUGGGUAAGGAUAAAUAGUCAGGAGUUUGCUAUCAACAAUUGAGUUCUUUGCUUAGCUAACAACCUUCACCUACUCCACUAGAGGGUCCUUAGCUUAUCUUUUGGUUUUAGGUUGACAUACAGGAAUCGAUCGGUUGUUUUGGUGAGCAACUCUUUGGGAGGUUUUUGUUUGAUGUUGACUUGACAUGAUCGAAUCAUUUGCAGGACGAUUCCUUUGUCGGAUUGGGAAUCUGAGGGAGCUAUAGAAAGCCCUACCGGACAAUCAUUAUUGGUGUCCAGGAGAAAAAUCUAGCAUUUGAUUUUUACCAUUCAGAUGCAGUUAUACACGUCAUAAAAUCUAAACAAAUCAGCUUCAUUACCAACUUCUGGACAACUGUAAAUCCCAUUGAUGCAUGUCGGUGUCUUAGACUUUGAAUUGUGCUAUCCUAAUAAAGGCUUAGGAUGAAUCAUUCUAAUAUGGUAAGAGGUUUCCAACUGAUCGAUUGAAUAAAAGAUUUAAGACGUCCGGAAUUAUUAAGACGAGAUACGUAUUAUCAAUCUUAUACUCAUAGAACCAGCCGACUCCAACCGGAUCGGACUGUUCGGUGAGAGACCAUUUAGGGUUUCUGAUCACAAUGUCCCUCUUCCCCCUCCCCCAUAAAAGAGGGAGAAGGAGCGAGAGCUGCGGACCCAUCGACCCACCACCCUUUAUUGCCCACCGUCCCUGGACAUUCUUCCUCUGAGACUCGGUUCAAAAAAAUCUCACGGGGAGACGAAACCUAAACCUAAACCCCCAUUUCUCCUCCCUACUUUGUCUCGUUGCUGUUCCUUCCGUCAUCCGCAAAACCCACCCCAUCUCCCCUCCCCUGCUAUUUUUAGCCCUUCCGACGACGCCAGCAACAAGAAGCGCUCGGUCGAGUCGCUUUUCUGACUAUUAGUCGCGGUCGCUGUCGUUGUGGUCGUUGUCCUCGAUGGCGAAAUCGUACGGAGAUGGAGACAUUUGGCUGCCUCCGGAGUUCCUCUGCGCCGACUUCUUCCGCGAGGGCGGAGAGAGGUGUGAGGCGGGCUUCGCUGGGGCUUGCAUCCCAUGCGAGUUCGGGCUUGGCUCGAACCCGGAGUCACCUGUGGAGUCGGCGACCACCGGAACGGAGAGCGACGAGGAGGUCUAUAUGAAAGCCAUCACCCAGCAGAUGGCUCGCUUCUUCCUCCGGAACGACGACAAGGACGCCUCCGUCACGGCUCCGAGCCGCGCAAAGGCUAUGGCGCGAUCGCCACAGUCCGCGCCGUGCACGCGGUCUUCCUCGAACAAGGGAGGCAGCGUCAACGGCCCCACGUUGGUCUCGUCGCCUCCUCUGGAGCAGCGAAGCGAGGAGACCUGCGACCUUCUCGACGAGGCCCCGGGGCAGAUGAUGCGGCUGAGGCGUUUUGGCGAUCUUGCCCUCUGCGACCGUCGGAUCCUUGGCCCGCUCAUGAAGCAGUCUCCGGCGAUGUCCACGGCUUGCAAAAGCGCCAAUGCCGGGUACUAUGACCUCGGUCCUGUUCUCACCCAUCGUCAACUACAAGCAGCUCAUUUUCAUCACCUGAAGCGGCAGCAAGCAGCGAAGCAACGACUGUCGGCGGCGUGGGGAAGGCAGUGCAAAGCCAGAGAUAGCAGCGUGGGGUACGCCGAAAGCCGGUGCGGUCGGCCUCCGGAUCCGUCCGCCACCGCGUGUCCUCCGCUUCGAAAGCCGCAGCAUCCGCCGCCGGGAUCCGGGAUGCGCGCCGUGUUCCUCAACAGCUCUGGCUCCCGGAAGGAGUCCGCCGGCACCGGCGUGUUCCUGCCCGGGACCGCCAGCAACAAGCUGGCGCCGCGGAAAAAGACCGGUUGUUCGACCGUGCUGGUUCCUGAUCGAGUGGUUCGGGUGCUGAACCUGAGGUUGGAAGACUUCGCAGCGCAGCCACGCUUCCCCGGCGGCUUCGUUCUCACUCACGAAGCUCUUCUCGGGCGAAGCAGCGCUGCGCUAUCACAUCAGAAAAAGAACCGCCACUUGAAUUGCCAGCCGCCGACCGCUGUGGCAGAAGCAGCCGCCGACGAGAUUAGACUCCCUCGUGACUGGAGCUACUGACAUCAGUGUAGUGCUUACUGUAGUAUUUAGGAUUGGGCGUAGGACAGCAGUAGUAAUAAGAAACUUAUGAUGGAAUCCCUAAGGCACAACAGUACGGCAGAGCUAAAGCUAGGGUACGAAGAAUAAGUUGCAGUCGUGAUGUUUUCUUGGAUUGUUUUUGUAUGUAAUUUGGUCUUUUUAUCUACCUUAAAACAAA
This is a messenger RNA of Musa acuminata subsp. malaccensis (wild Malaysian banana), 3119 nucleotides long. NCBI's taxonomy places the organism in Eukaryota, Viridiplantae, Streptophyta, Magnoliopsida, Zingiberales, Musaceae. The record is from RefSeq and is a predicted model, not a curated record.